Molecule: messenger RNA, 4188 nt
Organism: Sceloporus undulatus (fence lizard)
Lineage: Eukaryota; Metazoa; Chordata; Lepidosauria; Squamata; Phrynosomatidae
Product: zinc finger and SCAN domain-containing protein 23-like
Exons: 4
Coding region: 235-1698 (487 amino acids)
Source: RefSeq, a predicted model, not a curated record
GAGGGUGUGUUUGUGUGUGAACAUACAUGAACACACAUGGAUGCUGUACAAGUGUCUCCUUCUUGCAAGAGAGGAAGCACCUUCAUUUUUGAGUUGUCUGAGGCCCCCUCAGGCCUUUUCCAGAAGGUGGCCUUCCAACAGUAUCCCUUUCCAAGGUCUUGUUUUGCAGUGAGUGGAACCACAAAGGCAUAAGUGCAGAGGCAGUCGAAGCUGCCCUUGCUGGACAAGUGAAAAAUGGCCACCAUUUUGCGACGGAGGAAGAAAAGCUUAGGUUCCAAGGUGCGCGGUGCGUUGGCACGAGUCAAACGCUCCAAGUCUGAGGAGGCACGCCGUAGUUUUGAGGCAAUGCCAAGUAUGGAAGAUGCCCGCCAAGGCUUUGGCACAAUCCCAGCUUUGGACGGACACCCGAGCGCACCCCUUCCGCCCAAGGGGGACGGACGUUUGCAUCUUCUUUGGGAGACGGAAUUCCAGGACUUUCUGGAAGGUGCCGUCUGGGAGGAGCAGCAGCUUCUGGAGCAGAUAACCCCGUGGGCCAACACCCGAGCCUUCCUGGCUGCCUUUGAGCAAGUGGCUCUGGCUUGCCGCUGGCCGAGAAAAGAGUGGGCAACCCGGCUCCUGCCCUCCCUCAAUGAGGAUGCGGAGAAGGCCUUCCUGAGCCUGGAGCCCCCAGACAGGGAGGACUUCUGGAAAGUCAAGGCAGCCAUUUUGCGGCGGGAGAUGGCUGCCCGGGAAAGAAAGCACCUGGAGUUCCGCCGCUUUUGCUACCAAGAGGCGAAUGGCCCCCACGAAGUCCACGCUCGGCUCCAGGAGUUGUGCCACCAGUGGCUGAAUGCGGAGAAGAGCACCAAGGAGCAGAUCCUGGAGGCCCUCGUCCUGGAGCAGUUUCUCAAUGUCCUGCCGAAGGAAAUGCAGAACUGGGUCAAAGAACGCUUUCCGGAGAAUUGCGGGCAGGCUGUUGCCCUGGCGGACGAUUUUCUGCAAAAGCUGCAGGCUGCCAGACAGGGAGAAUCAAUGGAGACAGAAGAGCCGGCUUUGAGUCAUCCCAAGACACAAGAAGUCCAUCUGGAAAGUGUGAUGACACAGAUCAAAGCAAAGAGGACAGUGGAUGAGGUGUCCCCCUUUCCACUUAAAGCUGUUCCAGGUUACAGAAAAGCUAGUGUGAAGAAGAGGGGUUAUGUUCAGUGGGUCCAGUUUGGGGAUACAAAGCUAAAGGCCAAGUUCCCUGGAAGAGCAAAUAAGGUGCUCCCUUACCACUGGAAGAAAGCAGAGGACACCACAGAAUGUCGCCGUUCGGAAAGGCUGCGGAGAGGUCGUUCUUUGCCUCUGGUCAAGACACCACCCUCAUCACCUCCUGCUGUUCCUUCUCCACCUUCUUCUGAGGUCAAGCCAAAACGCGAGAAACCUGCUUCCGUCUCGGAGGUUUCGAAGGAUCAGAUAAAAAAUUGCCCGGAUUGUGGCCGAGAUUUCCAUGGGGUCGCAAGUUUUGCUCGGCACCGGAUGCGCCACACUGGGGAGAAACGCUAUGAGUGUUGCUUCUGUGGGAAAGGCUUCACCUGGCGCUCUGAUCUGGUCCGCCACGAAUGCAUCCACACUGGGAAGAAGCUGCAUGAGUGCUCAUUCUGCGGGGAAGGCUUUGACCGCAAGUGGCAACGCGUGCAACACGAGAAGACACACAUGAGAGGCAAAGCGAGUCUGUGAUCCGGAUGGGAUGUGGAGGGAGGAAAUAAUGGGAGCAUUAUCUGUGUGUAGCGGCUAGUAUAGCAUUCCUGAUUGCAUCUAAUGUAAUGUGCCCAUUUAUGGGGGGGACGUCUCCUUUUGCCUUUUAAUCUUUUUGCUUAAGGUUUUUUGAGAUUCAACAGCAAAAUUUGCAUUACAGUCUGUAACAGGUAGGCUUUACCCACAUAAACAUAGCUGUGUUGAGUUCCCAUAUUCUUUAUGAAAAUAAAAUAACUCUCCAUGUUUGAAUUCAAUAACUGGAAGAUGGAAUUUGCAGGAGGUGAAGCUUCUUUUACUGUGAUUAAGGUCUUUUUCUUUUUAGACAGUUAUAUCACUUUGAUGCACUUUUACCUACCAUGACUCCAUCCUACAUAAUCCUGAGGUUUGGACAGUGGUGAGGUGUUAAGACCCUCUGGAAUAGAAUCCUGUGUAACUCUCCAAACUAGAAAUCCCAGGAUUCCGUAAGAUGGAGCCAUGACAGUUAAAGUGCUAUAACUGUGCAGUGUGAAAGAGACCUUAGGGCAGUAUGGGCAAUUUGUGUUCCUCCAGAUGUUUUUGGACAGCAGCUUCCACUAUCGCUGACCGUUGGUUAUGGUGGCUCAGAUUGAUGGGAAUUGUAGGUCAAAGACAUCUGAGGGAAUCACUUUUGCCCACACCUGGCCUUCUUUGUGGCAGUUUUGAAAGUUCCCAGCUCAGUACAGUUAUUGUCACCAGUUUUUCCCUCAGGGCAAUUUUCAGGAGGUUUCAAAAUAUAGUAUUUAGGAUUAAGCUUAGUUAUAUAAUAUAUGUGGAUUUUUUAAAAAUAAAACUUUUAUUCAUGCUUCUUACAGCCAUACGAAUAAGAAAGUCACAUAUCCUUCAACAAAGGAAAUCAGUCAAAACAAAGAAACAUUAAAAAAAUAACAAAAUAAUGCAACAAAUAUGCCAUCGACAAGAUAAUAAUAGUAAAGUCUACAGUAACAUUUUAUUUUGAUUUUCAAUAGUAUAUGAGAAUAUUUCAAGAAUUGUGUUAGCUUGUUCUGACUUCUUUCUGGGAUUUUUUUUAAAGGCCUUUGGCACCAUCUUAAACUUUUCAGAUUGAUAAAAGACGAGGAAAGGAAAAAGAAAUGAAACUUUCUUGAGUUGGGACAUUGAAUAAUGACCGGGAAUCAUUAUUCUCUUCUUUUGUAAGAAAAAUAAAUGUGAAAGGGCAUAUCUACAUGUUUUAAGUCUGAUCUGCUUGUAGCAGUAGGACAAAAUGAAGAAUCCUGGGGUGGAAAGAGUAGCGUGUAUCAUCUCAGGUUGAGGAAGGACAUGCCAUUUCUUAUGACUUGUUAAAACAAACAAACACACUUGGGAUCUUGGAAGUAAAAUAACCAAAACAACCACUCUGAAGAAGAAGAGACAUUUAGCUCUCAGCCCAAGUCUUGCUAUGCUAACUUUGUAUUUAGAAAUCUUUUUUGGGAAAAAAAUGAAAAGUGGUGUUUUCCUCUACACUAUUGCACUAUGUUUUAAUCUAUUGUUGGGCAAACUCAUGGCCCUUUGGACAGUGUUGUAACUCCCAGAAUCCAUCACUAUUUGCUGUGCUGGCUACAGUUGAUGGGAGUUACAAUCCAGUGUCAUCUGGGGGGGGGGGUCACAAAUAGCCUGCCUCUCUUAGGACUUGAGCGCUGUCUCAGAGGUCUUUUCCAAGAGUUAUUUCCCAAAAGAGUUGAAGAUCCUUCUUUCCAUUUGUCCCACAAAAAGAUGUUUUGACCAAGCAAUGGCUUGUUGAGCUAUUGUCUGCCUAAUUUUAACACACUGUCCAAAUAUAGUUUAGCUGACCAAGGAGUUGAGGAGUCUGUGGGACUCCCAUCACAUUGGCUGAAAUGUUGGGAAAUGUGGUCUCGUACCCUGGAGGAGCACCCAGUGGGAAAUACUGAUUUAAGCCGUCUUUUCCCUAUUCCACACCAACGGCUCUUUACAAAUGAAAGUUUUGGCUAGAUCCCAUCUGUUGCUGAUUUUGAGUUGAGCAAGUGUCCGCAUUAGAAAACAGAUUAGAACUGUGUUGAAUGGUGUAUUGCUUUGCAUGAGCAAAGGAAGAUAAUUUUUGGUAUCUUGUUGAGUGGUUGGGGUUCUUGAAUCUUUUACACCUUUGUCAAACGUUUAUAGUAUUCCUGGAUUAUUUUUUGGGAAAAAAAUAGUUUUAUAAAGUUUGCUCUUGGGAAAAAAGAACAACCUUUUUCUAUUUGUGUAAAAGUCCCAUGGGUUUUUCAUGGAUAUUUGUAAAGAAUUCUGUUUGUAUUAUUAAAAAUUACUGGUUCAAAAGACCGUGGGUUGCUUUGUGUUGAAAACAGUGGAUUUUAAAGUUAUGUUUCGACUACUGAUUUACCUGUACUCUACUCAUGUGGUAUGACUGUAGGGCGUAUGUGUGCAAAAGCAGUAUGACACCACUUUUAAUUGCCAUGACUGUAUCCAAUAGAAUCCUGGGAUUUAUAGUUUGGCAAGACACCA